AUGAACGUGUCAGCUGCCAAUGUGACCUUGGUUGCAGAGUAUCGGGAUUCCUUCACCAAAGCUGUCAUCAAGAAUGUCAUAGUUGUGCUUCUCAGCCUUUUCAUCAAUUACAUCAAUGCAGGACUCAUUUAUACCUUCUGUGAACAUCAGAUCUUCAACUCAAACCCUCGGUACAUCCUGUUUGUCCACUUGGUGGUCAAYGAUAUGAUCCAAGUGUCAUUGGCUGUCACAAUUUUCAUUGUCAGCUACAUCCUCUACAAGAUACCUGUUGUUUCUUGUUGCACUUUGAUUUUGCUCGGCGUUAUCACCUCUGAAAACAGCCCCUUGAACCUGGCCUUCAUGGCGAUYGAGUGCUACAUCGCUGUCUGUCUCCCUCUUCGUCAUCCUCAGAUCUGCACCAUCAAGAGAACAAGGAUACUGAUUGGUUUCAUCUGGCUGACCACCACUUUGUUUGCUCUUCCUGACCUCUUCCAGACUUUGGCCAUUGAGCCUUUGGACUUCUUUAGAUCUAACAUAUUUUGUGUCAGAGAAACAGUUUUUCGAAAUCCCAGCAUCAUUGAACGGAGGAGUAUUACCUAUAUUACAUAUCUGUGUCUAGUAUGGUGUGUUCUCUUUUACACUUAUUUUAAAAUCCUKRUUACAGCAAAGAAAGCAGGUAGAGAUGCUAAAAAGGCAAGAAACACAAUUUUUCUCCAUGGAUUUCAGCUUUUAUUAUGCAUGGCAAUAUACGUAGAGCACCUGCUGAAACAAGCUCUGCUGCAAUGGUUCCCAAAGAAUUAUUCAGAUUCUCUGUUUGCUUGUUAYAUACUUUUUCAAAUUCUGCCCCGAUCCAUUAGUCCAAUCCUCUAUGGGGUAAGAGAUCAAACUUAUAGGAAGCAUUUGAAAAAKUAUUUAUUAUGUAAAAAGAUAAGCAUCAAGUAAUGAAGAGGUUUUACUUUCUAAAACACUCAGAAGUAUUACAUGUGGUCAGGUUCUAAAUAGACUCAA
Molecule: messenger RNA, 987 nt
Organism: Austrofundulus limnaeus
Lineage: Eukaryota; Metazoa; Chordata; Actinopteri; Cyprinodontiformes; Rivulidae
Product: olfactory receptor 13C3-like
Exons: 2
Coding region: 1-921 (306 amino acids)
Biological process (GO): G protein-coupled receptor signaling pathway; detection of chemical stimulus involved in sensory perception of smell
Cellular component (GO): membrane
Molecular function (GO): odorant binding; G protein-coupled receptor activity; olfactory receptor activity
Source: RefSeq, a predicted model, not a curated record